AGAAAAACAAAACAAACCCGAGAGAGCUGUAACAGCGUGUGGACUCCAUUGAAUAGGGGGCCCUGUUAGAUGCGAUAAGAGAACCUACACGAGGUCCGACAAGGAACGAGACGUAUGCGUGGAUGUCCUAAAAGUGAGUACGACCGUCAUUUGUCCGCUUUUGUGGCGAGUGUGCUCGGCGGCGGCUGAGUUUGCUGAGCCGCGGUGGUUGGAGGAUUAGCUUCGAAGCUAACGGGAGGUCGGCUGUUGUUGUGUAUCGAAGCCUCAGCUGGGAUGAGGAAGGGGGCGGACUUACGGAGGCCAUACUGACUGAGGGGAAGCUCAAACCCGUCGUGUCCGCAUUUAUAAUAGAAAAUAACACAUUUAACUUGGCUCUUAUUGUGUAGCACAGUUUAUCGGGUUUAGAAAGAAGUGGAAUAUAAGCUUCAUAGUGGAGAGAGGCACAAAACCUGUCUUAAACUACUGAUUUUUAUGGACGUGUCUUGAUAUAAAUAUGUUUUCCAGGCACAUUAGAAGCUUGGUUUCACGUCUUAAUGGGGGGAAUGACGGUUAAAACUGCACUUAUGUAACAAGAUCGGCUUGUAAGCUACUUUUAAAUGGUCAUUUAAACAUCGUGAAAUGUCUUAAAAUCAUUAAAAGAUGCUGUUUGAGGUGGAGGAGGCCGUAGUUUGUGAGUGGAAUGGUCAGGAGUGGACUUUUUUUGCUCUGGCGGUACACGCCCCCCAAACCCAGAUCAGCCCCUGCUGCUGAAAACAAAGCUCGACAUGGCCAGAAAUUUCCAUGUGAUGUAAGGUGAAUUAAACCCCCAAAGAGGCUCGUUUUUACACCAAUGAGACACCUGUGGGGCAAUUUCAUCGCGGUUAUAUAUGAGUUUGAUUUUCCACUCUGUCAAACAGCUGCAACUUGCUGCUUAUCAGACGACUUUGGUACAUUUUGUGCUCGGUGUUUCCUCACACGUAGAAAAACACGCAAAAGCCGGGGAUUGAUAUGAAACCGUGAGGUGCUUUCAUUUAAUGUGGAAACGAGUGUGUUUUACCUGAAAUACAUUAUAAAUAUGGAUAUCUAGGCCACGGGCAUGUAGGCCUCCAACUUGUUUAUCUUCUGCCUCAACCUAGAUUGAAACGGGCCGUUUAUUAUGAAGCAGCUUUUGUGAUUGACAGUCGCGCCGGCCAAUCAGAUCCACCUGUAGGCGGGAUGUCUUCGCCGUCAGACCAGUUGGGAGCGUGGAUUACGUGGGUGUUGGUCCCUAUUGUUAGAUUGAGGUUGUGUUUUGCUUUGCUGAGGAUCUGUGGUGAGUGCAGAUUCUGUAGAUACAUUGGUGAUAUUUAUACCUUCCUUUGUGUGCAAAUUAGGUAGUUUGUCAUCUUUUACAAGCCUGAUAGAUAGUUAGAGAGAAAUUCUUAUGCCUCCAAGUUUAGCCUUUUAAAACGAGUGAAUUUAUCACAAAGAUAAGCAGGGAUGCUACUUCUAUUGUCUUAUCUGAGAUAUUCAGUGAAGAUAUUCUCACAUACUCAUGUUUUUACUACACUGUAGAGUCUUCUGUCUCUGGUUGUGGGAAAUUGCAUGCAUCAUAUUUAUCAUAUUCAUCUGCAGUGUCUGACUACAGCUACCCAUCCAUAACUAUCUCCUGGUAAAACUAAGGAGUAAUAAAAACAUUUGUAUUACAUAAAUGUAUAUGAUUUAGCAUAAAUGCAUGCAAUUUGAUGCAUAUAUUUCUAUUUUUCUUCUAUUUUUUAACAGUUUUGUUUAUCGGAUUUUGAACACAAACAGGCAAAAGGUUAACUGUACUCAUAAAUGACAGUGUUGUAAACUUACAUCAAUAAACAAACAAACAAAAUAGAUGAAAGAAAAUAUAAUGGUAACACUUUACUUGACGCCUAUCUCUAUAACCGACCAAUACAGAUUUUUUGGGGCUGAUGCCGAUACCGGUUAUUAAGGUCCUUACAUACCGGGGACGUUUUUGUCGUGUGAUUAUUUUGGACGUCGAUAUUUUUUUUCUAACCUGUGUCCUGUCAGUACAUGCGUUCACAUCAGCAAUGUUUUCCUGUCCUGCGAUAUUGCAGCAUUUAUUUUUCGGUGUCGCAUACUGUGUGUCCACCUCGGACCAAUCAGAUUGUGUGUUGUUGGGACGUCAGAUUCACCGAUAUAUCCAACAUGGCCGACUGGCUGAUUGUUUACGUGUCAGAGAACAGAGUGCUUUUUGAUUAAAAACACAAACAUCACAAAGAUAACGACCUGAAGGACAACUUGUGGAGAGUCAUAGCGUUGGAUUUCUCAUAUGACGAUGGUUUGUGUUGCUUUAACAGUUUGCUAAACGUCUUUGUUUUAACUUUCAUCUGUGCUAACUUAAGCUAACGGUUGUUACCAUGGUUUCAUGAGCUUAUAUUAUCGCCUCUGAUUGGCUAUAAGUGCUGACUGUUUGGCUUGAGCGUGUGAUGACGUUUCCAGCUUCUCUAGCCAAUCAGAGGCGAAGGAGGCAGGACUUUCCCCGGCAAAAGUCUUCCCCGGGAAGUGUCUUUCCCCCCCGGAAAGAUGCAAAAUUGCAUUGGGCUUGAUGUGUAUAGUCAGGCUCGUCAAAAUUCGCCUCCGAAUAUUUUGUAAUUUCGCGUUCUAUAUUCGCAUCGGCCCCGGUGUAUAAGGACCUUUAGGGGGGUAAAAAAUCCGAUUACCGGUUAAUCGGACGAUUUUGCAGCUGCCUCAGUAAGAGAAGUAGCUCGAUCACGUAAUGUGUACUGUUGUUUAUUCUUCUGUUACUGGCACGGCUAACAGUGUAACAAGGCUAAUAGCAGGUAGCUAACUCUAACUUUAGCUUGCAUAUUACAUGGUGCUUCACCGUUAACUCGGCGUGACCGAGAACAGCACAGCAGGGAACAUGGUGAAGUGGGUUUAACUGAAACUUGUUGACUUAUUGUGUAUUUCACAAUCUAGUUUAUUUACCGUUGAGGCAGACCACUCUCCUCCGUGCGUCCCUGAGCUGCCUGCUUCAGAUCCGUCACUCUGCUGUGUUGUGAGGUAGUUAGUGGAUGAAGACUGUCAUGAGGUCACUGCGCCAUCUACAGGAUAAGUCGGGGGAUCUUUUCAAAUGGCAGAACAUUUUCGAAGUGAAACUGAAUCUUUUUCUUCGUAUUUAAUUUCUGAAAAUGUCGGCGAAAAUCAGCGAGUUUCGGCCAAUUACCGAUUAGUCUCAAACGGGCUAAAAUUGUCCGAUUUAAUUGUCUCGCCGAUAAAUAGGUUGGGUCCUAGUACUCAGGCGUUGUAAUCAUGUUAUAACACGGUAUCACUAUAGUUAUAAACACUCAAAUGAUCGUAAUGCUGUAUAGCAAUAAUCAUAACACAUCAUAAAGCAUUUUAUCAUGACUUACAAGGUCAGGUAUUAUAAUGUGUUAUGCUUAUUGUUAUAAAGCCUUAUGAUAGUUAAUGAGUGCUUAUAAUGAUAGUUUAUUAGCAUUAAUAUAUGUAUAAUGCAGUAUCUAUGUGGGCAUUGUCAGUGAGUUCUUAACAGUUAUAACAUAUUAUAAUACCUGACCUUGUAAGUCAUGAUAAAAUGCUUUAUGAUGUGUUAUGAUUAUUGUUAUAAAGCAUUAUGAUCAUUUAUGAGUGUUUAUAACUAUAGUUUUACGGUGUUAUAACAUGAUUAUAACACAUUAUACAUUAUAUUUUAUAAUGCGUUAUACAGCUCGACGUCAAGUAAAGUGUUAGAAAUAUAAUGAUAAUAAUAUGAACAAUAUUGGUUCGGGCUGGCCAGUCGGGUUAUAUUACAGAUCAUGGCCCUUAAUAUACAUAACAAUUUCAGUCCUUAAAGCAGGGUAGUAACAAAAGAAAACAUACAGAUCUCAAUGCACUUAUUACCAGGCAUGAAAAUUAGACAGAGGUCCACAGCAGGACAAAUCAGGAUCCUAUUCAGGGACAAGUGGGAGAGUAGUCUUUUCUGCAUAAGUAAGGAAGAGACCCCACACCUCUCUGAAUUUACGAGAGGAUCUCUUUAAUGUAUAUGGAAUUUUUUCAAGUUUAAGGUUAUUAAAAAUUUCCUUUAACUAGAGGGUAUGUGAAGGGGGUGUUGUUGACUCCCACUUCAUCAGAAUGAAACGUCGAGCUAAUAAAGUAACAAAGGCAACUAUAUCGGUAGGGGCACCAGGGAGAUUCCAAACAAGGCAAUUUAUGACCAACUUUCACUUAUCCUACCUAUGUGAUUUUAAAUCACUUUGUGUCUCAGUAUUCUUGCUCUAAAUCCGCUUGUUCAUGACAGGAAGAGCACAGAAGAAGCUUCACCUCUGGGAUCUUGGUUAUCAUCAGUGUUAUGAGUGAUACCUUUGUUUGACAGGGGAAAUUUCUUCUGCACCCUCUGUGAGGGACUACCCCUGAGUUAGGGAUUCACCUGUUUUUCAGAGGUCUUUCUGUUGUUACAGUCUUGUGAUGCAGAAGACUUGGUCAUCUGAAAUGAAGAAUAGAGAAAGAAAGAAAGUCUAUUUCCGAUCUGACAUCAACUUAAAGGUAACUUCUCAGGGACAGUUUUGCAAGUAAGAUGACUCCAUACUUUUGGUUUUUUUUUUCUUGGUGAAUUUUUUAUUAGGGCCCGACCGAUAUGGAUUUUUUGGGGCAGAUGCCGAUACCAAUUAUUAGGGGGAAAAAAAUCGGAUUACUGAUUGAUCGGCCGAUUUUAUAAUUUUUUAUGAAUUUAUAAAAAAUAUAAAUAUACAGUAUCGGACUCGGACCAGAAAAGCGUUUUCAUAUCCGUCACUCUGCUGUGCUGUGAAGUAGUUAGUGGAUGAAGAUUGUCAUGAGGUCACUGCGCCAUCUACAGGAUAAGUCGGAGGAUCUUUUCAAAUGGCGGAACAUUUUCGAAGUGAAACCAAAUCUUAUUCUCCGCAUUUUAUUUCUGAAAUAUUAGCAAGUUUUGGCCAAUAUUUUCCGAUUAGUCUCAAACGGGCUAACAUUGGCUGGUUUAAUUGGCUCGCUGAUAAAUUGGUCGGGCCCUAUUUUUUAUAUAUAUUUUUGAAAGCUUAUGUUGCAACAGACAAACAAACAUCAAACAAAACAGAUGUAAUGGAGUAGGGGUGGGCAAAAAUAUCGAUAUGGCGAUAUAUCGCGAUACUUUGACUUCCGAUUCAAUAUCGAUAUUCAAAAUAUUAAUAUCGAUUUUUUGUUCAAAUAAUAAAUCAGGUUUCAGACGGGUUAACAAAUCCAGUACGACUUCCGCACCUCCGCUCCGCUAGGUGUCGCUGUACCGCUACCUCACUUCUUCUUCUCUUUUUUCCCCCGCCGGUUGCAGUGAGGAAGAGGAGCCGGGAAAAAAACAAUCAAGCAUGGCUGGUAACGUUAAACUAGAAACGCCCUCGAACUUUAAGGCAGAUGUUUGGAGAUACUUUGGAUUCCAAAGGAAAGGAGAAACACACAAUGAGCUGGACAAAGAGUACGCGCUUUGCAAACUCUGUGUCGCUCCCAUUAGAUAUUCGGGUAACACAACAAACUUGAGAACUCAUUUAGCAAGACACCACCCCGACAUAUUAGCUCAGCCGGAGCCACCGAAACCUUCCGGUCCAAAGCAAACUACACUGGACAUCGCCAAAGUCCUCCCAUCUACUUCAACCCGAGCCCGGGGGAUCACAGAGGCGAUGGUGCAUUUUCUUUGUAAAGAUUUGCGCCCAUACAACGUUGUGGAAAACGUCGGCUUUCGGUGGAUGCUUCAUACUUUGGAGCCGCGCUAUGUGAUGCCGCAGCGUAAGUACAUGGCUAACGUAGCUGUGCCAAAAAUGUAUGACGAGGUGAAGGAGACAAUAAAAACAGUUCUUAGCUCUGCUCCGAGAGUCGCACUGUCCUGUGACGGUUGGACAUCACGAGCCACCGAGUCCUACAUUACAAUAACGGCGCACCACAUUAAUGCCGAAUGGGAGCUGGUAACACAUGUGUUGCAGACGAGAGCCAUGUACGAGAGCCACACUGGCAGCAACAUUGCAUAUUUUAUUUUUUACAUACAUUCAGUGAAGUGUUCAAACAGUGACACAGUUCUUGUCCAGGGAGACAACUGUGAAUUAAAUUUUGUCAUUUAAGGUCAAAGGCAAGAAGCUGCACUUUAUUUUGCAUUUUCAAUUUCAGUGUGUGUGAGACACUGCAUUUUAUUUUGAGUAUUUACUCUAAAUUCAGAAGAAACAUAAUCCACUGAGGUUUCAAUUCAGUUUCAGUAUGUGGACACUGACCCACACUGCAGUUUGUGUCAUAAUUGUGCUCAGGGAGACUAAGAAUAAUGCACACUGCACUUUUCAAUGUGUUUCAGACAGUGUGUUGUUCACGCAAAUAUGUUGUAACUUGCACUUACAAUAAAAUGGCAUCGAUAAUUUGAAUUACAUUGUUUUGACUGUUUGUCCCAUGAAUUAUCACUAUCAUCUGAUGUACAUACAACUGGGAUUUUAAGAUGCAUAAUGCCUUUUACAUUUUUCAGUGAACUAUGUAGAAUAUCGCAAUAUAUCGCAAUAUAUCGCAAACAUUUGGAUAUCGCAAUAUCAUAUCGUAUCGUGACUCAAGUAUCGUGAUGCGUAUCGUAUCGUGAGGUCCUUGGCAAUACCCACCCCUAUAAUGGAGGUCAAAAAUAGUAACAAUAGUAUAAAUAAAUACACAGAAGAAAAUCAAAAUAAGACAGGCAGGUAAGUUGGCAAGGCAAGACAGUUUACACAUCUGUUUACCAAAACUAUCCCAUUUUUCUUUUAUCAUAUCAUUUUCUCAAUUUAAUCUCCCUAACAUCUUCUCACAUGCUACAGUCCCCAUCAUCUGUGUUUCACAUACUCAGUGUGGGAGCUCGGGGUUCCUUCCAACCCCUCAGAAUAGUCCGUACACAUGUUAUUAGGCCAGUUUUAAUAUUCUAACACUGUAUUUAUUCAACAGGAGCACCAUAGUUCUGUCUCCAAGGGGAUAUAAUCUUGGUAAUCUGGGAAGUUUGUAAUUUAAUGAUUUUCUCGUAUAGUCUAUAACGUUUUCCCACCAUGCAUGAAUAAAUCUGCCACUUUCUGCCCCUCACUUCCAACAUAGAUCAUUAUUAAUUAAACCCAAUCUGUUAAAUCUUGAUUUUUGAAAGCAUAUUUAAAUGUAAUCUCAUUUUCCACUGUGCGGCAAUGUGUGUUUUGUCCUAAAAGUAGAUUUUCUGGUAGAAGAGCAGCCCAGUGACCCUGAGAAAAGACUCCAUCCUUGUGAAGGAGUGAGCUGGUUCUUCUAACACUCUUAGUAACGAACACUUCAGUCAUCUCUACAGUUUGCCGUGUCUUUCAGGCAGAGCUGUUUGAUACUUGAGAAAUAACUUUGAAGGCAUCACAAACUGUUUCAGUUUGUAUUUUGGUCAGACCAAUGUGGAUUUGUGCGAGUAGAUUCAGCCUGAAAGCGAAUUUGUUGCAAUAAACAAAAAUAAUAUAAGCGAUGCUCUCUCAAUCAGCAUGUGGACAUUUUUCCUGUCAGACAGAGCCCGGGGCUUAAUGGUCACGCUUUCACCCUGUUAUGAUGCAGACAGAUGAAGCUCCUGCUCGCUUUCAGCUCCUGAUUGCUGCCAGUGUCGAAACUGAAAAACCAGCUUCUGUAUUUGUGUUGGAUUCAGGAGGGCCAUGAAACAAACACAGGUUUUGUGUAAAACAGCAGAUUGUGGCACAUCGUGUAUUUGUCUUAGAUUGUGCAGGCCUGUUUUACAGUGAUCAGGAUGACAGUCGUCACUACGAGGCCUUUUUAUCUCGUAGUUUUGUACAGUCAGUGUCGCUCACCGAGUCUCGACCAGCUGCAGGUGGAAAACCAAACUCUAAUUUUUGCUUUUUUCAUGAGAUUCCCUCAGUCAACAUAGACAGCUCAGCAUCUCCUGCAUGUUAUCUGUGUGAGAAUCAGGGACCGACUGCUAUCAGUAGGUACCUCAUACCAAAUAAGACACUGCUGUGUGGCCUACUUGGAUCUGCGCCAAUGUUGUGAGGCAGAGAAUGUGAGCUGUUUGCAUGAUAGUGGAGCUCUGAGCUGAGCUGAGCUGAGUGCAGUCACCGCUUAACGCAGCUUUCUGUCCAGAUCUGAAUCAACAGGAAGUGGAGGAAACAUGCAGCGGUGGGUUAUUGAAAAUAGUUUUUUUUCUAUACCUGUUUAUAAAAGUUUAAACAAGUAUGGUACAGGAGGAAUCAAGUUUCCGAGGACUAGCAGUGCAACAACAAAUCCACCUUGAAAUCGCUUUAUUCGUAGAGGUAGAUCGCUUUAGUGUUAUCUCUAAUAAUCAGCUAGAAAUCACUUUAUUUGGAUAUCUGCAUGUUUUUUUCCCCACUUGACGAAAACAUUAACUUUACCAUCAACAGCUUUAAUACCGUGUUUUUAAUAUGUAACCAGAGUUCAUGGUAAACAGUCGACAUCAACACAGGAAACUGAGCAUGAGUUUGUCGAGAGCUCGCUCUGUGACCUGUGUAAGUUGUUUUGAGGAACAUUGACGACGUUUAACAUAAAUCCAACUUGGAGCUGCAGCAGUAGGGAGAGAUGCAGCUCACAGUAACAGCGUUAUAGAAGUAAAUCGUGUUACUGAGAGUGAAGGGAGUGUUUUGUUACCUGGUCUGGAUGGGAAAAGAGUCAGCACCAAAAAUUCCAGACUCAACUAAGACUGUCUGCCCCUGAUGCACUUUAGAGACGUAAAGCGCUGCUCUGUCUUCAUCAGGGUUUUCUGUUUGUCAUUGCUGCAGAAAGUUAAAUGAAACCCCGACUGAGACACGCAGACAAAGGGUGUCAGGAGGUGCAGCGAGUCGAUAGGCUGCUAACUUUAUCUCUGAUUUUUCUCUUGGGGGUCUUCUCCUCCUCACAAUGACUAGACUGGAUAAUUAAAAACCAUGAGAGUACAAAAUAAAGCACUUAAAGAUGAAGAAACCUCAGUGUCUGAAGCACUCUUUAGCUGAGGCUGGAUGUGAAGUGUUUCCUUUCUGCCUGUUGAUUCACAGAUUUACAAGAGAACCACUGAUGAGUUUUUCAAUUACUUAAAGGUGGGGUAGGCAGGAUCUGAGGAAGUGCCAGUUUAAUUACAAAUGGGGCCCAGUCAAGGUGAAAGUAAAAAGCAUUGGUGCUACUGUAGAUGCCAACAGACUACCAGCAAACACAACGUUUGCAGGACUUCUACAACUAGGAUAAAGUGACAUAGUCCAGGACCCGAGGUCAACAGUUUAGCGGCGCUACAACACGCUACAGCAGGUCCGUUUGACAAGAAACACUUCUGUUACAGACACUUGGCUUACUUUGUUAAAGUGGUUUACCUGUCCAGCAGAAAGGUUACAGGGUCACGAAGAUCCCCAAGCGUCCUCCAUCGUUUAUGUCGACCCGGCUACUUAGCUCUUGUCCGGUCUACCUCAUUUUAAGCGCCCGUUAUUCUGCCAGAGUCUCCGGUAUUUACUUUGUUUUCUUGCUUGUGUUGGCAGUCGUGGUCAAAGGAGGAUUCAGACAAUUUUCUGAACUUUCUGGUUGGUCUUUACUGUCUGAUAUUGUAGCACGCUAACUUUGUUUGGACUCGUGAACGACACGGGGGAACAGCGUCUGCCUCACAACCAAUCAGGUCGGGGGAAUGUCUUUGUUUACAGUCAGAAAGAGCGGGCCGCACAAAACUUUAAAAUGUUGACUACACAGAUAUAACAGAACAAAGCGAUACCGUUAAAUUCCCAAAUGUCAUCAAUAACUAAUAGCUAUCGACUGAUAUUAAAAGCUUUCUUGUAAAUACACCACAAAAAAAGAUGCUUCUUUAACGGAUUUCUGCCUACCCCACCUUUAACUUCAGCUAGGUCUACAUAUGGACUCUGCUUGGAUAUGAUGCACAAGAAUAAAUCAGUCUCUAGUCUGUCAGUCUCAGUCAUAAAUAUCCGGCUCUACAUUACGACCGGCUACUGAGAUUGUUGGAUUAUAUGAAAAUCUGCUUCUGUGCAGCUUUGAACUCAGAGAGUGAGGUUUCUGCAUCUUUCUGAGAUCUCUCGAUGUGAGCUCAGGCGUCUUUUUUUCCUUCUGAAAACAUAAAGUCUGGAUUAAUACUGGUGGUCGUGUUGUGUUCAGGCCAUAUGCUCACUAAUUCUGCUUCUGUUAAAGCUGAAACCAGACACAGCUACCUCGGGAGGAAGCACAAAUCCAGACUGAUAAUGAUCACCACUCUGUCCCAGUCGGUGGCUGAACCUCUAAAAAUAACGUUUUUUUUUUCGUAGAGUAAAUUUGUUCGGGUGUUCAUGUGCAGAAUCUUUUGUACUUUUGCUUGUGCUUUGGUGUUUCAGAAGUGUUGCUAUUACGGCCGCUGUUGCAGCUUGUGUGUUCGCUGCCACUUCCUGUCUCUAUGCAAAGUGUAAACGCAGGAGGACAGAGCUCAAGGGUGAGAAGUUCAUGUUAGUCAGUCAGCGCGCGGUGAGAGGAAGUGAUGUUGUGCUCUGGCCUCGGAGGGUGGGGCUGGUUUGCGAUUGUUUGUCAGCUGUUUGCUGCAAGGAUCAUGUCUCCAUGCAGAUUCUCUUUUAUUUGCAAUGCAAAAGCUCAGAGGGGCCGAGAAUCAGUCCAUGUGUCGUCGUCAGGAGGGAGAGAGGGAGGCGAGCAGAGGGUUCGACUUCAUUUUAGUUUCAGAGCGAUGAGCACAGAAACCAUCAAAAGCUCAGUAAACCAUAAAACUAGGAGGCAGUUUGGUGAAGUUAGUGCUCUCUGACGAUAAGGCAGCUGCUCGAUGAUGUUUUACAACAAACACAAUAAAGAGCAUUAAGUCGUCUAAUAGAAGACAAAUAUUUACCUGUUCAUGCACCGUCACACACCCCUCCUUUGAUCAUGCAACCGGACCUUUCCUCUCACUGUAAAACUGCAAUAACAGUUUAAUUUAUCACACUUUUGAACGCAGAAAAUGCAUUUGUCCACAGACUGUAUAUAGAAUCGACACCGUCUGCCUCCUCGCUGGGUGAAGCCACCCCGAGAACAGCACCCUCUGGUGAUGAGCUGCAGUAUAGUUCAUAAAUCCCGCCUCCUCCAGCAAUCCCUAUGGAGCUGUGGACAAAUUUUAGAAAUUAAAUGCAGACUGGUUUGUGCUCAAGUCCUCUUUUUUCUGUACAGCUCCAUUUUUAAAGUUAUUAAGGGGUUCAUGUUGUCCCACAAUUGACACUUGAUACAGCCUAUAAGCGUACGAAGAUUGCGUAGCUCACCCGGGGGGAUACGCUGUUUAAGCCGAGCGUCAUCAAAGUGACUCUACUGCCGAAUGUGUACAAUGCUACUGCACAAUGUAGGUUUCAGGAGGUGGAGUAAAAUCCCGGAAAUACCAAGAGUUCUUCGGCUUCAAGUCCGCAUACUGGCGGAAGGCGAAGACAAGUUGUCCAUAUUAGGGCUGAGCGAUAAACCAAAAGUUUACCAAUGUCGAAGUUUACAACAAUAACCAACGUCAUUAUGCCCAUAUUGGUAUAUUCGGUGUCAAAAAAAGGAAAAAUAAAAUUUUCUUUAUUUAUGCAAAUCAUCAAACAGGAACACAGAUCAUUGUCGUCCGUUCAAUUAACCUCAGAAGUUAGUGAUGACGCCACAUUUGAGUUAACAGAUACAAGUUUGUAGAGUUUUUCAGCCAUUGAAGUCCAACUAUGAUCAUAUUAAUUUUAAUAUUAAAGUGUGGAUGUUGUCCACAUAGUUAGUUGAUACUGAGUGAUAACAAUUCUAAAGAAGUAGGGCUGGGCGAUAAACCAAAAAUUUACCAAUAUUGAAAUUUAUGAAAAUAAUUGACGUCAUUUUGCCCAUAUCGGUAUACUCGGUGUCAAAUAAAUAAAUAAAUAAAAGUUGGUUUGGAUGUGUGUUGGUAGGCUUUGGUCUCAUGUCCCUUUAAGACGCUGUCCUACGUCGAGGAAAGACCGAUGAGGAGAUGGAGGACGGUUCAAAAGUUGUAGCGGCUGAAGUAGACGAAGUUAACGUUGGAGGGAGUGAGCAGUUUGUGGAGUAGUUAUCGUCCAUUUAUCGUCAUUGAGGUGAACUGCUCGAUAUAUCGUGAUAUUGAUUUGAGACCAUAUCGCCCAGCCCUAGUCCAUCCAUAAACAGUCUAUGGUUAUUAUUUAACAGAUCAAUAUUAAUUAUAUUAUUUCAUAACCUAUUAUUAUGUCACCACUAGGGAUAAAAUCCUGAUGAUACUCAUCCUAACCCAACAUGUGGUUUCUCAUUGUGUUACUCUGUUGUGGUAGCCUUAGAGCCAAACGCACAACGACUAGUUUACUACACACACAUAUAUACACACACACACACACACACACACACACACACAGUGCUGUUCUUCCUCGCCUGCUCUGCGAGCUCACAGUAAUCCCAUCUCCCUCGUUACGCCUCAGUUACUUCCUCUGAUGCCGGCACAGUGGAGGGACGGCUCGGUCCCACCAGCACAUCUCUGUUUCAUUGCGUCUUGAACCGGCGAAAUGAAAAGGGCGGGUGAUUAAUUGGCUCAUGAUGAAGUGCACUGCCCGAGUCUUUCUUUCUUUCUACUCUUUGUCCUGGGAUAGAUGCUUAUAAGUUUACGCACACACAGCCCUCGUUUCUGGUAGCCAUGAUUAAAACUUAAGUUAAAAAAAACAAUACAGGAAAGAUAGUUUUACUGAACUAAAUCAUGACUGAAGAGGGAACGUAAACUGUCCUGGGAUGAGAGAGAGGAUGGAGGUGGAGGCAGGGAUGAGGUAAAAUGUGUAAAAGUGUGAAUAUGCUCUGAUCUCCAAUCUCAGAUCCUGCAUUAUACCUUUGUAGGUCAUCAGCUUAUUCCUCUCUCUACAUGAUUAUGCAGCUCUUGUUUCUCCUCUCAGUACCUCCGUAGAGCUGAUGCUGUUCGUAAAAGCGGACGGUUUCAUUGUGGAGCUGUUAUGCCAGCUGUCUGAUCGCUUCUCGAGAACAUGCUUAGAAAAGGUCUGUUUGCUUGAGGGUCAGGUAAACACAAAGUGCCGAGAGAGGCCUAAUGCACACUUGACUGAAAUAAAAGGAGUUUACAGAACAAAUAAGGAUUUCAUUGUUGCUUCUGUUUCCUCUCAGUUUAUAGAGUUUACAAAGAGAGUAUUUUCUACAGUUUUAAGUGGUUUUCUUAUACUCAGGGAGAGUUUGAUUGUACAGAGAGGACGACAGAGUUUGCUUCAGGAUCACAGAGUGUAUCCUCUGAAAUUCAAAGUAUUACUCUGCAGUUUUUUGAUAUUUGGAGAUAUUAUUUGAUUUAUGAGCAGAAAGACAGAGUGUAACUUUGAGGCCCUAACUCUUUUCUCUGGCGCACACACACUCAGUUAUUGUGAAGGACAGAUUUUUGCUUUUAGAAAAGGCCAAACUGCUUAAACAUCCAGCCAGAUCGAUGAUUGAAGAUGUAAGAAAAUUCUCAGAGGCUUGAUAAAAGUCCCACUCAGAUUGUUUUUUUUUUCUCUACUUAAAGUGUUCUCAGUGGUCUUUAAAUCAAGUUUCUAGCCAAAAUCACGUUUCCUGUGUCAUUUUUAGGGGUUUUUCUUCUGCAGAGCUCCAGUAGCUCAUCCUCUGCACACUCCUUUUCUCACUAGCUUGUAGCCUAAUAGGGCGCUCACACCAAGUGCAAGUAAAAUUACCUACUCGCUUAAUUUGCGCAAAUCUAAACACAUGGAUAGUAUUUACUUGCUUUAUUCGCUUAAUUUCAACGGUAAUCCCUGCCGAUUCAACCAGUGGGAUCAAGUGAUAGACAAAGGUUUUUUACAAUUCACCAGAUAAUCCGACCUCCUCACUCACUUACCUCCGUUUGAGCUCCUUUUUAUUCCAGUUUCGGUAACUGAAAGAAAAGGUAUCAUAGAAUUCAGGGCACCCACACACCGACACGAUCAGUUUGUCCUCCAUUUAAGAUACCAGUAAACAACCGUCCAUUUUCAUAUGUCACCUGGCAACCUUUGUGCUCAUUAGUUAUCGCGAUGCAAAUAUCCACUCAAAUUGAGACUUUUUCAGCUCUCGCCCAAUUCGGGUCAUUUGCGCCGCUAGAGUAGUAGGAGCGUCUAAUCGCGUCUCUGCAUUGACUUAACAUGUAAUUCAUUCACGUGAAUGAUUUUACUCACGCUUGGUGUGUGGAGGCAGUAAAAUUGCCGGUGUAGUUGAAGUGGCAGUUAACAGAGCAACUAUUCCGCUCUUGGACACUAAUGUCUUUGGGGACAUGAUGAAAGUUAAAAUCAUAAUUAGCUUUUUUACGAGAAUUAGAAUAGUCUGGCCUGCAGAGUUGGGCUCUGGGGGCGGAGCUUGUAGUUGUGACAUAGGAAAUCUCACUGUGUCUGAGCCUGCUGUUUGGGUCUGCCAGAGGUUCACAGAGAUUUUAAUUUCGUACUUAUUUUUCUCAUGAUUUGUCCUGUAGCAUCAGAAAAAUGCCAUAUGAACAUGUAGACAACAAGAAAAACAUGAUUUUUAUUGGAGUGGGUCUUUAAACUCUUCAACAAUCAAAUAUGCAGGUCCUUAAAGGGAUAUUCCGGCUUCUCUAGUUAUACCAACUUUAAUAAUGACCGUACAAUAGCAAUAUACAGCGGUCUAUGUCUCCAUGCGCAAACCUCAACCAAAAAUCUACACUAUAGCCACAAAUAAUGCUCAGAACAAUACCCAACUUCAUCAACAGUAGCCUUGUGUUCCCAAAAACCUUCAGUCAAGCCCAAAGAUGUCUUGUUAGCAUUUCUUCAGGAUGCAGCUUCCUGGAGAUCUGAGCAUAUUUGGGUCAAUAAUCUGUGAAAACAAACGGGAACAGGAGGAACUGAAGAGGAAAGAUGAGAUUAUGAUAGACUAACAUGGCCCACUUCUGUGUUGACUUUAGGUCCAGCUCCAGAGAUGGAGACAGAAGGCAGAGCCUCACAUCCAGCAGUUAUUAGUAAACAGAGCGAGGCCCGGAGGCAACGGUUCAACAUUUUUAGAAGCACAGUGACGGAGUUUCUCUUCCUGUCGUACAUUAAAGACACAGACCUCAGUUUGAGACAACAACAGGCCUGCUUGUUUUUGAUCUUUGUCAAAUUUUAAACAGAGGAAAAGUUUGUUAAACGGCACACAGGGGAGCUGUAAAUUAUGAACCAAACAACUGAUCAAUAAUCAACAAUGAAAAUAACUGUCUGCUGUGGUGUUCACUGUCAUUACUCCUUGAAUCUGCGGCUCCCCUCAGCUCAGGAAAGCUUCACGUUUUGCUCUCUUGACCACAGUUUUAUGAUGUCGUCUCACUCAGCCUUUCUCACUGUGUCAUUUUGUGGAGAGUGGUUGUAGCGUAGUCUGCGGUGACUACACUUGGAAACCAGAGGAAGGCUGGCUCAAGUCCUGGACUGAAGUCAGGGUUACUUCCUGUCUGGCCUCUGCUAAGAGGGCCCUGGAGGAAACGCUGAGGCCCCUGACCAAGAAGGGUCACUGUAUCGUGUGCAGCCGCCUUUACUCUGACAUCUCUGUGCAAGAUCUAGCUUAUGCAAAUUUCUGCUGUGUGUGUGACAAAAGUGAUUUCCCCUCCUGGGAACAUGGUAUCUCUAAUUAUUGUUAUCAGCCAGGUUAGUUUUUUUUCUUUUCUUUUUUAAAGAGAAACACUUUUUUCUGCGAAUCAUUAAACAGGAACACAGAUGGUUGUGGUCUCUUCAAUUAACCUCAGAAGUUGGCGGUGGGGAUGACGACACAUUUAAGUUGACUGAUACAAGUUUGGAGAGUUUUUCAGCCAUUAAAGUCCAACUAUGAUCAUAUUUAUUUUCAAUAUUUAAAGUGUUGAUGUCGUUCGCAUAGUUAGCUAAUACUGAGCGACAACGACACGUCUACAGAAGUAGGGCUGGGAGAUAAACCGAAAAUUUACCGAUACUGAAAUUUACGACAAUAACCAGGGUCGUGUUGUCCAUAUCGGCAUAAUCGGUGUCAAAAAAAUAAAAAGAUAAAAGUUGGUUUUGAAUGUGUGAAGGUAGGCUAUGGUCUCAUGUCAUUUUAAGACACUGUCCUACGUCGAGGAAAGACAGGUGAGGAGAUGGAGGACAGUUCAAAAGUUGGAGCGGCUGAAGUAGACAAAGUUUAUGUGGGAGGGGGUGAGCAGCCUGUGGAGUAGUUAUCGUCGAUUUAUCGUUAUUGAGGUGAACUAAUUAUAUAUAUUGUAAUAAUGAUUUGAGGACAUAUCGCCCAGCCCUAUACAGGAAUGACCUGCACAACAGUGUUUGUGUUUCUCCUAGUUUCCAAGUUUGAUUACUGACUUUAGAGGACGUCUCCUCAGAUGACGUGUCAGUGUUUGUACUCGACUUUUCUCUGGAAUGAUCGGAGCUUUAAUGGAUGAAUGAGGCCAGAUAAACUUUUCUUAUGAAGUUGUUGAUUCAGCCAGUGUCCUCUCUGUUAUUCCUACUUUUUAUCAGAUCAGAUCAGUUUACUUUAUUAAGCACCUUUAUAAGAAACAGUAUUGACCAAAGUGCUUCACAGUAGGUCAAUAUUAAAGAGGAGGGCAGCAUAAUAAAGUAGAAGCAAACGAAGAAAGAUGAUGAAUAAAUGAAAAUGUGAAAUAGAGGAAUCUGAGAGACAGUGUUACAUGUGCAAAUUUUCUUGAUCCGAUUAAAAAUGAGAGGGAUCUGAAAAUCUGAAUUCACUGUUUAUAAAAUGAAAUAAUCCUGACUUCAGUAAAUAAAGAGUGAAGAUCGAGUCAGGUUAGGUUUAUCGUCAUAAACCAACCCUCUCGUUUGGAAUACAGUUUCUUUCAGAUUGAGCCGAAUUGGAUCAGAAUCUUCGAAUCAAAAUAUUUACAUGAUGCUUUUUUAAUCCUCAUAUUUAAAUGCAGCUAAUGAAGAACCUGAGGGAACAGGUUGUGUCUUUCAUCUAGAUUCAAAAAUAGCUAAAGAAAAAUUGUAAAAAGCAAAUUAUUCCUGAGGUUUGGGGCGGCUGAGCAGCUGAUCUCUGAGCGCUCUGGGGUUGGAAAGAAGGAGAAGUUUGGAGACGUACAUAAAGUAUCAAAACAAAGAACCUUUGAAUUUGUCACUGUUUUAGAAUAAACUCUAAAUUCAGGCUUUUCAUCCCGCUGAUAUCCUCUAACAGUUCUUUCUCUGUGCUUCAACCACAGACCCGAAACCUGGAGACUGGAGAACCAGACCUGACCACAGCAGACCGGAGCACACCAGGUUGAGCCCAGUGACUGACCCCUCCCCCCUCUCCCCUUCCUCAUUCAGCAUCCACCAGCAAACUGCGAUCGUCUCAUUUGGCAGCAGGUUACUGUGCUCGUCAGAAGACCUCUCACCACUGGGACCGGACAGGAGGCCCAGAGGUUCCCCACGCUGGAGCGCUAAGCUGUGCCUGGCAAUGCCUCAGGUGAGACGGACAACAGAGGACAGGUGUCCAUCUGCACGGGUCACCUGGAACCACCUAGAAUAUUAAAAGCUUUUAAAACGUAUAAAAUCAAAAAAACUCAUGAUGUUGUUAAACUUUGAAACCUUCAAAUAAAGUUCAGGUUGAUUGUAGGGCUGCACGAUUAAUCGAUUUUAAAUCGUAAUCGGAUUAUUUGAUUAUGACGAUGUUAAAAAACUUAAAAUCCUCAAAUCGAUUUUCCUCUCCCGCUGCAGGCCACUGUAGGCUCCCUCCUUCCUGAAAGAGCACUUCCCAGUUCCUAAACACACACCAGUGUAAACAAACAUGGCAUUUGCAAAAGAAGGCGAUAAUUUCGUGGUUAAAUAGGACAAGAGCGAGUCAGUCGUGUGGAAUUGGUACGACUUCUCAGUUUCAGAUGAAGAGCAAACCACUCCCAGCUGAAAAGUCUGUGUGACGGCGGUAUCAACGCGUCACCACGGUAACGAAUUCAGGAGUAAGCGCCAGAGAUUUUGUCAUAUCAGCGUUUCAUCCACACGGGUGACUGUAAACGGUACUUUUUGAAAACGUGUCAGAGAGUGCUUAAAUCCGUAAACGACGACCAUUUCAUCUCUGUGUGGAUGUCUAUCUGCAUCUCUGGAAACGAUCAUUUGACACACAGAGUAACUCUUUUAUGGCGCCUGCGUGUGUCCUGCCAAAACAACCUUUAUACACAUCCUCUGUACUCUUCUUCUGUCUUUUGUGCAUUUCCUGUGCAGCGUUACAGCGCCACUCAAUGGCUUGGCAUAGGCAAUACAUCAUUAUCACUGCUUUCGUUUUAAGAGACGAUAGAAAAACUUUAUUUUUAAAGUGAAGUUUGGUGAAGUUGUCACUGAAAAAAAAAAAAUCUAAAUCGAAAUUGGAGUUUUAAAGAAAAAAAUUAGUAUUUUAUUUUUGGCUAAAAUCGUGCAGCCCUAGCUGAUUUCUGAGGAAUUGAAAGAUUUGAUAAUAAAAGAUUUUGAGGUUAAUAGAAAAUGUUGAAUGCUUCAGAUUAUGGGAAUAUAAACCAAAAUCUGAAAAUCUAAAAAAAUAAUGGAGACAAAUAAGAGACAGUAUCAGAGAUGUGAGGGUUUAUGGGAGCUGACUGAACUGACUGAGGUUUAGUGUGUAAACAUUUAAUAUCUCAUAAUAACAUAUUCUGAUGUUAUCCUCCAUGUUUUUUGAUGAGUGAGAAUAAUAUUUUAUGUUAAGGAUUUAAUUUAUUUCUGGGCUGUUUAAUUAAUAUAAACGUUGUUAAAACAGCCUAAAAGUUGUGGACGUGGUUCUCAACUCAAGAAAAGCCGAACAGAUGAUAAGGAUUAAAAACAGACUAAAGGUUUCAAGGUUGGAGAUGACGACGUUGACCGUCAUUAACGUCAGUGUUUGCUGUUGUUUUGUUGCAGCCUAGCGUCAGUGGGAUGGAGCCUCCCUUUGGGGACGCGUUUCAGAACUACUCCUUUGCUGACCAGGCCCUGACCAGCACUGAGCUGCUCGCCACCAGCUCUGACCCAGAUUUCAUGUAUGAACUGGUGAGUAGGCUGCGCACACAAACACAGACACACACAGAUGUGCAAAAAGGUCCCAAAAACACUCAAAAUCAUUCACAAAGACUCUGAAAUCAUCGGCAUAGUUAAAAGCUUUUUGUGUAACUUUUGCUGUCGCCCACACCUGCGUAAAGGAAGACACACACGACAGACAGGCUGCAGACUUUACGAGCCUUACUUCAGAUCAGUCACAGCUGCUCAUGCUGUGCUGUCACUGAUCUGAACAGACACUCAACAGAGAAAACUCAAACCAACAUUACCAAGAACCAGGAUGAUUUCAAGUUUCUUUGAAUCCUGCCCUCCUGUUGUCGUAGAAGAACAUGAUUAAAAACCACGAAGAAAGGUUUAUCUGUGUUCAGAUCUCAAAGAUGACAGGAUAUGAAACAGCUUUAGCCCAGCAGCUCACCUGUCAUCAUCACAGUGUCAGCUGCAGGUGUCAAAAUCAGUGAACUGUCUGCUUAAGACUAAACCGCAGUGACUCUCAGUUUCUUUCACAGUCGAAAAAAACAGUGAGAUACAGAAGUGUGGCUUCAGUUUACUCAUCAACAUUAAAGGUGGGGUCGGCAGGAUCUGAGGAGAGAAAUCUUGAAUAUAAACUCUACCCCUCUCAACCAGUUUUCCCCUCAGCCCACAAACAGACGCUCCUGCUCACUCGUAUCGUUCCAAUUAAAUUCAGAUAUAAUGCAGAUAAAGACUUCAGAUAAUUACAAAUGGCGUCCAGUCAAGGUGAAAGUAAAAAGCAUUGGUGCUACUGUAGAUGCCAACAGACUACCAGCAAACACAAUGUUUGCAGGACUUCUACAACUAGGAUAAAGUGACAUAGUCCAGGACCCGAGGUCAACAGUUUAGCGGCGCUACAACACGCUACAGCAGGUCCGUUUGACAAAAAAACACUUCUGUUACAGACACUUGGCUUACUUUGUUGAAGCGGUUUACCUGUCCAGCAGAAAGGUUACAGGGUCCGGAAGACCCUAAAGCGUCCCCAUUUGUUUAUGCUGAUGUCGACCCUGCUUCGUAGCGCUUGUCUGGUCUACCUCCUUUUUAAGCGCCUGUUAUUCCGCCAGAGUCUCCAGUAUUUACUUCCUUUUCUUACUUGUGUUGUCAGUUGUGGCCAAAGGAGGAUUUAGACAAUUUUCCGUACUUUCUGGUUGGUUUCUUCUGUUUGAUAUUGUAGCACGCUAACUUUGUUUGGGCUAAUGAACGACACGGGGGAGCAGCGUCUGCCUCACAACCAAUCAGGUCGGGGAGGUGGAGAAUAGCUGUGUUUACAGUCAGAAUGAAUGGACCGCUUAGAAAUGUUAAAAAGUUGACUACACAGACAUAACAAAACACAGCGGUAUCGUUAUAUUCCCAAAUGUCAUCAAUAACUAAUAUCUAUUGACUGAUAUUAAAAGCUUUUUUGUAUAUACACCACAAAAAGAUGCUUCUGCCAACCCCACCUUUAAAAGAAUCAGAAAAAAAGAUCUUUUAGCUCCUGUUAGACGUGCGCUGAUACAGACCUGAGCCUGCCACAGACUCACCAUGUUGUCAGAUCCCCUCAGUCUGUGAUUGUUAAAGUUUAAUCCAAUUAGGACAGUAAAAAUUAUGCCUCCAGCUGCUUGACUCAUCAUCAUUUGUUUGUUUUCUGCAGGACAGAGAUAUGACCCACCGGCAGAGCCCUUGUGGGGACAGCGUGGUUGGGAUCGGAGAUGGAGGGAAGGAGGUGGAGGGCUGUGUGGAUCAGCUGAUGGGUCUGGGCGAGAGUGAGAGAGAAGCCUACAGCAACUCAGCGUUCGAGCAGUGGGACUCCUACUGGGAGGACCUCACCAGGUACGCCACCAUUGACUCAUGUGCUGAUUAAGUUUAGUUAUGAUCACAUUUUUAAAAGAAGUUAUGUAGUUAUGGGAUGAUUUGUGAGACGGUUUAUGAUGUCAAAAGAGAAAGAAGUGCCUGGCAGGAUGGGACCUCUUUGCUUGUGAAGCCUGUCGUGUUCCUGCAUAAUUCACAUUUUUCUCUUAAAUGUAGGAAAAAUCGACUGAAUAAUCCCACCGACUGUUCAUACUGAUCAUGAAGUCAGGAGAUGAUUUGUUCUAGCCUUUUGGGCCACAGCGCUUCAAUUUUUGGUUCGUAAACAACCGACAACAAAGCAAGCAAAACUGAUCCACUGCAUUUGUGCCUCCACAGUCGGUACUUUAGUUCGUUCUGGGUUGGUAUCAUGUCCACAGCCUUGCUGCAGUGAAGCGUUUCUAAAGGACAUACUAUAUUGAAUAACAACUAAACAUGUAUUACAAGUACAGUGGGGUUUCAUCUCUGUUGCCCGGAGACAGAACAACCUUUUAUAAACAAUAAAAUCUCCGUUUGUGACCCUGUUCUUUGAAAAUAAGGUCUGUUUCAUCGGGAAUGACUCAGCGUUUGGCCGAGAGCCACAGACAGAAACUGUUUAGAGAUGGACCAGUAUGUGUGUUUUGUUUUGGUCCUCCAUGUGAUUUGUUGGUGUAAGCUAAACAUAGCCAAUACUGGAGAUAUCCUUUAUGAUUCAGGGCACAUACUCUCUCUGCUCUCUCUCCACUGAACGGGUUUUCUUAGCAAAACAACUUGGACAGUUUUUCUUCUUCACAAGACCAAUAAUGUCUCUACACUCGAGUAGGGCUGUAAAGUCCUAGUCGACUGGUCGAUACUUGUUGAGUCGACCUGAUUUUUUCUUUAAUUACAGUCAUUUUACAUUUAUCUCAGUUUACAGUCUAUGGUUAAUUUCAUCAGGAGGAACGUACCAAGUGCUAAUGGGGGUGUUUUCAGAGCACCCUCGUUUCACAGGUAACAGCCUGUCUCAGAGUGUCCACGUCAUCGUCUGCGAUGUGCAGAGCUGACAGCCCGCUUUUGGCUCGAGCAUUUGUUGACGUUUCCAGCUUUUCUAGCCAAUCAGAGGCAAAGGAGGCGGGACUUUCCCCUACCGUCCAACAAAAAAAUUAUCGCGCCCGGUGGUUUGCUGGAUAUUUAUUUUAAUUUUAAGCGUUUCAACUUGCCUUUUGUUUUUAAUUUCCUUCUUAUGCUGGUAUCAGUAUAUUUUCACCCCGUCGAGCUGCGUCGUCCCCCGCUGCAGAAGGUUUUGCUGUCAGAGUCGGAACCCCAGUGCUGCCCCCUGAUUAGUCGAUUUUGGUCGAAAAUUUCAGGGUUCAUUACAGCCCCACACUCGAGAAACACAGACACUAUGUUCUUAUUCGUGCUGCAUAUUUUUGUAUACUUGCGGUAUGGAAGUCAUCCGUGGCCAGCUCAGAGUAUGGCUGCUGUAAACGGAAACGUUUAUCCUCAAUCAAUCCGCAAAUAGUUUACGAUUUGCAAAAUUAUGGAAAUGACUCAAAGAAUAUAUUUACAUUUUCAUAUACAAGAGAAAAUCUGAUCUGAUUCUGACAUCUUGAGUGUAAUAUAAAGGUUAUUAAAAUGUAAAAUGUAUGAUGAGUUGAAGGAGUUGUGUGAUCUCUGUCCUUUUACUUCUUUUAUGGUCCUAAUCCCUGUGUUUUUUAUCGCGUCUCUUUCUUUUAAGUUUUUGUGUUUUUAUUACAUUUUAAAUCUUCUUUGACCUGCUUUAAUGUCUGAGGUUUUUACUUCUGCAGUGUUUGUUCUUUUUGAUUUUACUGUGCAGCACGUUGGUGAACUUACAUGUUUUAAAAUGCGAUGUAUAGAUAAAGUGGACUGGAUCAUGGAUCAGAUCAACUCAGGAGGGUUUUUUAAGGAAGGGGUCUUCAGUUUUUUGGGCCAGGUACCUUUAUGAGUAAAAGCCGAGUCCUUAGCAGUGACCUGAGACACUGCAGAGAGCGGAGUCGUGCUCUAAGGUUGUAUCUGAUUUCUGCUUUAGGAAGACGGCAAAUAGAAAAGAAGACGACAGUCAGUGAAUGUUACAGGAUUGGACUGUUGCCUAAAGGUUUUCACAGUAGCUGAGUUUACCAUCAGUGACAGAAAACAACCUCAAGCCAGGACAGCCCGGUCUGACAGUGGACGAUUUAAGGCAGGUCCAGAUUCUGCUCUAAGACAGGGAGGGGUUUAAAGGGGGUCGGUAAACAACAAAGCCUCCUGCUGCCGCAGUCUCCCGAGGUCUCAGGUGAUGCUCCCUCUGUCCUGCGGCCAAUCCUGAUGCUUUGCUGCUUCAACAGUUUGUGUUUCCCCUCCUCUGAAGUCGAGUCUCAGAUAAAGGCAGACAGCAGUUUUUUUUAAAGUCCAAAGGCUGUGAAGUCUGAGCUGGAUACUCCUGAUUGUUGCAGAGUUGAAGUGAAGGAAUUGAGUCAUUCAUUCACAACCCAGACGGUUCAGAACCGUCCAGAGCUCAGAUGGUUUAUGGCAGGGCUUGAACUUUUUCCACAAUGAGCACAUGAGCUCCUAAGUUGAAAAAUUAAGGACGCAGUUUGUUUUCUGAUGCACCUUUGCUCCUUGUUGUUGUGGUUUUUACCAAACCCCCUAAAAAGAUUAGAGCAGCGUCUGUGCAGGUGUGUGUGUGUGUGUGUGCAUGUCUUGAAACCGGAGCUACCAGAUGUCUUCCUCAGACCGCCUCUGAGCUCUGAGCUCCCUGUGCGCCUCUUUGAUUUGUUGGUUUGUAGAAAAAUGAAGCAGUUUUACAGGUUUGUCCGUGCAGAUGUUACAGGAGAUAAAAUCAAAUGUUUAAGAUGCAAAUUUACAGGGAAAAAAAGAUAAAUAAUCUUGACUGAGUGACCCUCAUGUGUCUGUUCUCUGCAGAUACACACGGCUGGCCAGCUGUGACAUCUGGGGCACCAAAGAAGUGGACUUCCUCGGACUGGAUGACUUCUCCAGCCCCUACCAGGACGAGGAGGUGAUUGGUCGAACCCCGACGCUAGCCCAGCUCAACAGCGAGGAUUCGCAGUCUGUGUGUGAGGCGCUCUACCCCCCUGCUGACCUCACCCUUCCGGGCCUCCAGCCUCAGCCGUCCCAGUUUCCGUGUCACAGUAAGAGACCCCUGGUCCCCAGCCAAGGAUCAGGCCCCAGCUCUGCGCGGCCCUCCCAGAACACCACGUCCUCUUCCCGUCCUUCCCGCAGCCUUCUCCUCGACUUCCCCGAGAGCCCUCAGAAGGCCACCAGACCCGUCCCCUCCAGCACAGAGACUAUGGCCAAAACUCAGACCUUCCUCAGUCUCACCCAGGACCACAGCCAAGCUCAAACCAAGGCCCAGGGGAGAGGAACCAAGAUGGCCGCCCCGAAUUCUCCCGGCUUUGACUUUGUGCGGAAAGCUAAAGUCCGCGUCAGCACUGUGCUCAAAACUCAGCCUGACAAGCUCUCCCAGACGGACUUUGAGAGGUCAGAACCUCCUCCCCUUCCCCAGCCCCAGGACGAAAAGGCCUCCACUUCAGCAAGUGCCACCAUGGGGGGUCCUCCUGCUGCGGCGGCCGGGAGCUCCGGCAGCCUGACCAGCUUUGAGAGGAGGGCCGCCGAGGGGGCCGUGAAGAGAGAGAUGCCCGUUGGCUGGUCUGCCUCCGUGCCUCAGCUGGUGGAGGCGAGCCAGGCGCUGGACAGCGUCACCUCCGGGCUCGUCAGCAGCGGCGAAAGCGUGGCAGGAGCUAGCGGCGGGGUUUUGGUGGUCGAGGGCACCGAAAAGAGCAAAGAGGAAGAACACAACUACUCUCUGUUCCUGACCCGCAGCAGACUAGCUGGAAGAGCUCACUCCCAGUUAGAGGAGGAAGAGGAGGAUGAGGAAGAGGAAGAGGAGGCAGAGGAGGAGGAGGAGGACGGCGAUGGACUGGAGCUGGAUGAUGAAGACCAUGACGAGGGUUUUGGCAGUGAGCACGAGCUCUCUGAGAACGAGGAGGAAGAGGACGAAGAGGAGGACGAAGACUACGAAGCAGACAAAGAUGACGAUAUGAGCGACGCCUUCUCUGAGCCAGGUACGAAAGUGUCGCCUUCAUAUUCUAGGGGUGGGAAUCGUUCCAAAUGGUUCAACCCAUCGACAUCAUUUACAUUUUAUCAUAAUGAUUCCCUCAACGAUUCCUUUCUUCCGGGUGCUUUGAAAAACGGAACCGAGAAAGAGAAAAAACAUGGCGGAUGGUUGAAAAGUAGGCAGAAAUGAGCUUAAGUGUGGCUUAAUGUUAUUUAGAAAGACGACAACAGCGAGACGUUUGUCGACGUAAGGAUGCGUAGCCCAGAAAGAAUGGAAGGUCCACGUGAAUGGUCAGUUUGACAAGCUUUACUGGUUGCAGAUCAGGGUUACAGCUUCAUCAUGCCACAAGUGUAACAAAGACUGGUUCGAGACCGUUCAGGUAGAUUUAGUUGUCCACAUUUCCAAACAUUCUGCUGGAAUUUAGUUGAUCUAAAGAAGAGUGCAUGUAGGGUUAGAACAAAGGACAACAUGUUUUAAGGAGCCUUAGUUGAACAUAUGGAGAGCCCAUAUAGGGGAAUACUACAGCAUAACAUAUUUUGGGAACCUGAGUGAUGUCAAAAAUGCGUACAAGGUUUUUGUUGAGGAUGGUUGUCCCCCAGCUACAGGAAUCUAACGCCAACGUAUCCAUGGUAUCUGAGUUACAUGGCUCCACCGCUCUAAAGGCUGAUGGGAUUGGCUAAAGAAAAUUCUCCUAAUAGUCGAGCGAUGAUAACACGCAAAGGUGGAAACACCAGCAACACGUUUAAACAUUUGUCAACGGGGCACGGCAUCGAAUAUAAGGAGUCACAUGUAAUCGAUGCUCUCCGCCCGGUCGUCAGCCGCUGCUGCUCUGUCUCAGCAGGGCAUGGAAGGUACGUUUGUUAGGGUGACCAAACGUCCUCUUUUACCCGGAAAUGUCCUCUUUUGGGGGGAGUUUAUAAAAUUAUUCAAAUGUCCGGAAUGUGUAUUCAUUAUAAAACAGUGCAGAGCAUCAGUUCUCUCUGCAGCUCUGCCCCUUGACGUGACGCACGCAUGCGCUGUCUUUGGGAAAAACACCCGACCCGACCAAAAAAACCCUCAAAUUUCGCACACAGGUCCGCCCCCAUGUAAAAUUGUCCUCUUUUUGGGGAUUCAGAAUAUGGUCACCCUAACAUAUGUUAACAUAAGCACAAUUCAUGGCAGAAACGCUGUACAAAUAGCAUUUUUAGUCGAUUAUUUUCAGACUCUCACUGAAGGUGGCAUAAAUCUGUUUCUGUUAUCAGAGACUCAAUAAAAUUUAGAGUUAACAGUGAAAAUCUAUAGUCUACCAAAGAAAGGCAUUGAUAAGGGAAUUGAUAAGGGAAUCAUUAAAGAAUUGAAUCAAUAAGCAGAAUUGAUAAUGGCAUCGAUAUUGAUAAGAUCUUAUCAAUUCCCAUCCCUUCAUACUUCUGCUUCACAUGUGAGACAAGUCACCUGAUGGUCUCUAACUCUGCGUUUUCUCUCUGUUACCCCCCCUCCCCUCGCCAGGUUGCGACAUGGAGCUGAUGGAGGACAUUAAAGGUCUGACAGCCGGGGUUUCCAGCCGGAAGAGAGGCAAGCGCCGCUACUUCUGGGAGUACAGCGAGCAGCUCACCCCCUCCAAACAGGAACGUAUGCUCAAGCCAUCUGAAUGGGACAGACACACGCUGCCUAGCAACCUGUACCAGAAGAACGGGCCUCUCCAUGGUAUACAUUCACACAAACAUUAAUAAACUGUACACCGGAGCAAAGUCUGGUUAUGUAAGCGGUGAGUCGUGCUCAAACACUGAGGGAUCAUCGAACGCUUUAAGACGAUCUUCAAAGAGGAGAGUUUUAUUUCUGAGAAAUUACACAGAUAUACGUUUCACUCCUCCAUCGCAGCGUUUGUGCUCAUUGUUGAUCCACAUGAGACCGUCAGGCAUGGACCGAGUCUGUCAGUAGGACUGUGAUGAUCUGGAUUUUCCGCAGCAGCAGCUGUGCACAGCGUGAAUUCAGCGGGGAUUCAGUGGUUUAAAUGAUCACGAUGAAAUCAUCAAAUAAAUAGAUAAACGGAGCACGUCUCAUCUCUCACAUAAACAGUUCAUAGAAAACAGCAUUUCUGUUUCUCUCAUGUCGACUUUAUGUGAUUCUGUUGUUUGAAAACGAUUUUGAGGAUGACUCAUUGCGGUUUUUUUUAAAUCUAAAAAACAAAAAAAACAAACAGCCUUUUCAGACUCCAAAUAACUCAAUCAGAUAUAAAUCACUGGGUCAAAGCUAGGGCCCGACCAAUAUGGUGAUACCGAUUAUUAGGGGGGGAAAAAUUCGACUACCGAUUAAUCGGACGAUUUUAAAUUUUUUUUAUGAAGUUAUAAAAAAAUAUAUAUAUAAACUGUAGAUAUCUACAGUAUACUAUAUUCUGUAGAUAUACUGCAGGUUACUGCUCCUCAUGCCUCUUUUUGAGGAGAAAAAAGGCCCAGGGGAGAGGAACCAAGAUGGCCAUCUCUCUGAAUGAGGCAGAAAAAAACAUUUUUUUUUUUUGUCUCUGAGCUGAAUCUUUGAAUGUGACCGUUAUGGCUGACCGCCUCUUUUCAUGGUUAUCAUUUUAGGAAAGUACCUGCUGAAGAAGUCCCGCCGCACUGACGUUGAAGACCUGACUCCAAAUCCACGCAAGCUGCUACAGAUCGGCACUGAGCUCCGCAAACUGAACAAGGUGAUCAGCGACCUGACUCCCGUCAGCGAGCUGCCUCUGACGGCUCGACCCCGGUCUCGCAAGGAGAAGAACAAGCUGGCCUCCAGGUAAACCACGCACCGACGUGACGCUCAUACUCAAGUCACAGCCUGGUUGGAUAAAAGCAGAUGUCAUCAUGUGAUCAUCGACCUCACCUCUGCUGGUGUUGUUGUUUUUUUCAGAGCCUGUCGUUUAAAGAAGAAGGCUCAGUAUGAAGCGAACAAGGUGAAGCUGUGGGGACUCAGCACGGAGUACGGUACGAUGCUUACAACACUAAACCUGAACCCUGUUCUCUGUUAGAAAUAUGAUUCAAAUCGAUUUGUUUCUUAUUUAUUGAUGAUGACAUGUAGUUUUGGCUUUCUUCAAGCUUUUUAACUCAUCCAGUGCCACCAUUGACUGCAAUAGAAAUUUACGUAUCUUUCAUUACCAACAGAAUAUCUUGUGCUUAGACUAGAAUUAAGCCCAAUAUCUGAAAAGAAAGAGGUGAUUCUCUUUUUUCACCAGAAAAACAAAGUUAGUCUCUAACCCACUCCUGUGUUUAGUUAUCGAUCAAUGCAGUGUGGUCGUAUCAUCUCUAUCGAUCUGGAAAAACACAUUUUUACGAAGGAGAGACUUUCAAGUAAGCUCUGAUCGUCUAUUUCAUUUCACUUCAAACUACUUAACCGGUGGCAUCAAGGUCCUCCCUCCUCGAGAUCCGAUUGUGAUAGGUCAUUUUGUGACGUCUGGGAGUUGUAUUGGCUCUGUCGCCACGACGUAAACCACACGGACUGCUCGCGUCUUCCCCGCUAGGACUGUGGCUCGUUUACCAGUACCGGCAUUGGCGGCACAACAACACACCGGAAAAUUCUUUGAAUGUCUGCUGAUGAGAAGAUCCGGUACCGGGAUCUUCACUGGAUCCAGAGACGGUAGCACCGCUCCUACGAGAUCCGAUGCACCGAGACCGUUAGCUCUUGGCUAAUAACGGCAUUUUCCUACUCUCCUGAUAGAGGAAAAACACUCCACAACUUGGCUAAUUGGCUCACUUGAUGGCGCACUUCUCACUGGCGAGUUCUUGUUGUAGCGCCCUCUGGUGGAAAACAGAAAACAGAAUGAGUUAAAAUGAAUGAAAAUAGCUAAAUACCAAUCAAACUGGUUAUACCAACCUUUUUGUUUUUGUUGUUGUUCUGAUAAUUUUGUCAAAGUUACUCACUGAUUUUUAUGUCUCUGAGAUUCUCGUCGUUUCACGCUGGAUGCUUUUCGUUCCUUCAUUUAGAUCGGCUGCUCUUCGUGAUCAACACCAUCAAGGAGGAGAUCGUUGCUCGAGUGGAAGACUCUUCACCCCGUCCGACCAACAUGACGGACACUCUGGAGCAUCUCAUCCAGGAGACUCUCGGUAAGACGCGAGCGACGACAGACGCUUUGUGAAUCAUCCUCGGACUCGACUCGUCUCUCACGGUGUCUUUGUGUCUCUUAUGUGCAGUGGCGUCACCUGUCGCCGGGCAGACUUCGGACUUCGUCAACAAGAUCUUGGAGAACACAGGACGCGGCGACCCCACCGGCGGACUGGUGGGCCUGCGAGUCCCCACCUCUAAAAUCUAGACAGCGGCGGUCCACUGAGAGAAGUGGACUAAAUGUUAUCACCGUGCUGUCCCCGUUGUAACUAUGCUCCCCUCUGCAUGCCCCUCUAACCCAGAGUACAUACACAUUGUUAGCCACACAAACACACAUACCACUCCCUGUGUGUGUAUCUAUGUGUGCUUGUUAUAGCCAUGCGUCUCUGUAUGGCAGACACCCUAGCUUUCUGUCUCUGCACGCCGCCGCCGCCGUGCGCAGAGUCAGUGCGUCACCUUCUCCCAACCCAUUGCGAGCGUCUGUUGGGUAAAAAGCGCCUUUUUUUAGAGAAAAAAAAAGGAUGGUUAGGUGUGUAGAUGACGGCACGCUCCAGAUCCACUGGAGUCUCUUAGAUGUGUUAAGCAAAGCAUUGUGUGUACGGUGGGUUCUGAGACGAAAAAAACAGUCACAUGGGUGUAAUAACCACUGGAGAACUUUUGUUUGAGGGUGCGACGAUGACAGAGGAUGGACUGUGGAACGUCAGACGCCAUCAGAAGUUCCAGUUCUCAUUUCCUAGAAGAGGAAACAUCAGGAUGUCAGAUUGACACGCUUAGGUAAAGAAGAGCUUUGGUGUUACACAGAGAGGGAAAAGGAGCAGCAUGCUUCAAGGGGUCACGGGGUGGCUGGAUGUAUUUUGUAUUGAAGGCCUUAAUAUGUUCACGCCAUCCCCUGCUUUUGUAGAAUCGAAGCUCAAAACAGAAAAAAAAAGCUGAAAGUCGAAACAGAAACGUCGACUUUCCACAAUAAGAGUCACAAUCCUGCUGCGUUGAAGGUUUGGAGCAUGCAUAACGAGGCUUGAUGCUUUUUUUUUGUUUUGUUUUUAUUCUGAAAAAAGUUCUCCAAAUCGACGGCAGAUAGUUGUGCAUGUGGUUCGGUGCUUUUUUUUUAAAUGGGCCUUGUGCUGGUUUUGAACUGGACCGGGGCGAAAAGUCUUUUUUCGUCAGUGAUAGCGAGGGAGCUGAUGGUUGAAGAAGAUGACAAACAGUGAUGCAUCUCCUCUAGGAAAACUGUACAUAAAACGAAAACGGAGCUGGCUUUCCUUUUUGUACAGCCGAGACGACCAGGCGAAGAGUUUGGUGUGUUCAUACUAUAGUGUUUGAUCAGAGUUCUAUUCAUUGUGCCUUGUGUAUGUAUGCGUGCGUGCGUGUGUGUGUGCGCGAGUGUGUGUGUGUGUUUGUUAGAGGGACUGAAUGAGAGCAGGUGAUUGGUCAGAGCUCCCUGAGGUCCAGCCAAGGAGAGAGGACUACUUUACACUGAGUGAGAGAUGAUUGUUAGUGAAUGUUUGUUCGGAGAGAGAGAGAGAGGGAGAGAGAGAGAGAGAGAGAGAGAGAGAGAGAGAGAGAGACAGACACACACACCUGUGGGGUUAGUUGUGUAUUUCAGUCGUCUGAAGAUUUUCUGAAUGUACAUAAACGAAGAAGAAGUGGAAGCUCUUGUUGCGUGAUGCCACAGAGUCUGUGUAUAUAGGAGGGCUCUGCAAUAGACAACUUCUUGGUUUUUGGUACUCUGUCUUUAGGGAUCAGGGAAAACGGGGGGGGUUGACAGAUAUUUUCGUUAAGAGUUACAAAAAAAAAAACAAAUAUUUGCACACUAUAUUUUGAUUGUUUUUUGUACCAAAGACACAUGCAACGAAAUGGCGAAACAGCCAGUUAAAGUAAGGUUUUGCACAGCUUACCUGACGCCGUAUUGAAUGUAAGAAAUGUGGGAGGGUCAGGGAACUUCAUCGAACUGUGAAAAUUAGCUUGGGUCCAAUUCUGUGCAGAAAAGGAACAUUCAGUCAUUUAUUUUUGAAAAUUUUUAGAGGUCGAUCCCGUCUUUGGGCGUCUCCGGUAUAUUUUUAUUUUUUCUUUUAGCGAGCACUUCAUUCCUGAACUGAUGCCUCCCUCCACAUGCUAAUUUUGUGUUCAUGGCGCUUUUUUUUAGGACAGAAAAGCGAGAGCGCUGGUAGAUAAGCUAUGUUACAUUAUUAUUAUUAUUUUUUCUUUUACUUCUCGUUUGUCGACAUGUCACCAACAAUAACCAAAACGUUUUGUUGUGUCACUUGUUUGAUUUUUCUGUAUGUAGAGACAAGGAAAAUAUUAACUGAAUUGUGUUUUAAAAAGUACUGUAUAUAGAAACAUUAAUGAUAUAUGUCUAUCGAUGGUGAAAUGCCACUUUUCAUGACAAUUGAUUCAUUUUUAAGCAUGACACAUUUCUAAAAGCCUACCUACCCUUGCAUCCAGAACGUUAGAGGAAAAAAAACAAAAACACAAAAACCAAAAAAAAAAAAAAGUCUUGUUAUAUUUUUGUACUUUAGCUGCCUGCUAGCUUUCCUCUUGGGUUUUGUCGGUCAGAGUUUCUCUUUGUGGAGAGAAGUAGAAGUGGGGGGAAAUAUGAGAAAGGUCUCGCAGAGCUGUCUUGUAGUCGGACCCCCUGGCUGAGUGACAUGUAGAUAAUCUGGACUGGAUUUCUUUAAAACCACGAUACAGUGACGCUCCGGUCUGGUCUAGUCUAAACGCCCUUUUUAACAAAACGAGGAUACGAUGUCUUUUGUGAGGACAGGGACGUGUCCAAAAGGUGUGGAGAUGUGAGGGCAGAAGAGGAAGCUGUGUUAUUACAGGUGUAAGCCAAAGCCAUUAGAAUUUCGUCCCAGGUCGACCUGGAUUCAGCACUGUGUUUUUCCACUUUUUGAUUUUCACACAGAUUUACUCCCUAACCGUGGAGUCGGUGGAAUUUUCUCCUCCCUGGGAAUGACGCAGCCGCCUCUGAGGUGACGCGGCUGAUUUUUUUAUCCUGCUCGGUCUCGCCUCUGGUCCUCAGCUUUACAUCCCUCCUGAUAAAGCGGGAUAACCUCGAGACAUUUUAGAGUUACAACGUCCAGGCCACAAACCGACCCGUCUUUAAAAAACGAAAAUGCAUGAUGCGUGUUUAUGCUUGCCUUCCCCGCCGCGCCCUCAGAGAAAACGCUGCUCGUCCCAGGGAUUUUAAAAUUCAACCGCGAUUUUUCCAGGUUAGCGAGAAAAUCCAGAAAGAGUUUGAGUUUGAUGAUGACGAGGCUGAAUUCAGGUUAGUUUGAGAAAGUCCUCCUUCACUGAAUGAACUCUGAUGUCUGAUGAUGAGGAUGCAGAGCUGCGGUCUGUCUGUAUCACGUGAUCGAAUAACAGCCAGGCUAUAUAUAUAUACACACACACAGACAUAUACAUAUAUAUAUAUAUAUUUUUACUGUUUCUGUUCCGUCUAAAAAGGGAGAAAUGGUGCUUUUUCUGAAACUAGAAUGAUGAUUAUCCAUGAUUCUUAUUUUAGUCUAGUUGUAGCCUAAUGACUUGCUCUCCCCCACCGUCCAUAGCUAUUUUCUUAGGUGUGAUUCAUUUUGUAAAUAUACUCUAUAUAAGUUAAUAUGUACCUUCUCAAUGUUAGAUAUAUGUAUAGAAUACUCUAUCUUGUAUGUUUGAAAACAAAAGCACUUUGUCCAAAAAAGGAAAAAAAAAAUCAAACAAAAAGAAAAGCAUUUUUUUCUUCCAUUUGCUGCUAAAAGGCCUGGUGUGAAUGCUGCAAGUGUACUUGACGACUACUUGCUCUGAUAGGUCUAUUACCUGACUCGGUUAGGUCUAUUAACAAGCAAGGAACUGUUGGAGCCGUGUGAUGAUAUGAGAUACGGAAGAAUGAGAGCAUAUCAUUACGAGGCUUUUAGGGAAUCCGGUGUCUCGGCGGGCGGGAUAGGUCUAUUUCCUGGUCAGGGGAUAGUGUGUUUGUGGUCUUAAAAAAAUAGAGGGUUUUGAUUCCAGGGCCCCUACGUUGAUCCUGAUGCUGACCCCCUUGGCGUCAUGAUUCAUUUGCCUUCAGUAGAGGUUUCCUAUGGAAAAACUGAUUCUGCUUUGGCUUCCUCUUCAGGGUGAUGUACAGUGUAGACACAUUUCUCCAGAGAGCUAUAUUGUUAUCAUUUAUAAACUGAUUUCUACUUGUGACUUAAUGAGGAGGGGUUUAGCCCGGGGCGGCCGGGAAACAGAGCCUGUUUGAAAGAUGCUGUUCUGGGCCGCCUUAGGGGGAAGUUACUAUAUCACUGUACUGUAUGGCAAGCCAAUUACAAAUGGAGACUCAAUCCGGACACUUAUUGCCUUCUUUAAUAACUUUUCAUUACACACAAACAAAGAUAAUAACUCGGCAGACGACGUAUCAGAUCUCGAGGGAGGUUUGUGACGCUCCUCUGCCCCGUAUAUGGUCAACAACAACAACAACAACAACAACAACAAUAACAACAAAAACCAUUCAGCCUGAUUGGCUCAAAACAACCUUGACUGAAGAGCAGCAGACGCGGUGAAAUCUAUCUGAAAAGGUGCUUCAAAGUUGGAAAGACUCCUGCUCAGUUUGUCCAAAAAAAACUUUGAAGCAGUUUUUUUUUUCAGCUAAGAUUUCCACCCGGGUCUGAUGGGGGGUCGACAGUGGUUAAAGGGCCGCUGGUUGACCGACUGUGGUGCAGCUUAAGAGAAGAAGUGUGUGUUUUGUUGUCGAUCACAAGGCUGGUUCUAAGAGAGAGUUCUCACAGGUUUUUACAUUUAACAUGAUAGGCGCAAAGCUGUGCAACUUUACAUUCAAACCAGGAGACUCUGUGGCAUUUUAACAGUCGAGGAGUGAGUGAAAAAUCCACGCCAGUAAAAAAAAAAAAACUAUUCCUUCUACUUUUUAUUUCUGAUGACAUAAAUCCUAUACAGUCAACUAUUAAGCUAAUAGAGUGUGUAACUUUGUGCUACUCUUGUCCAAUAAAAGCUAAGUGGAUCCAUAAAGCUCUUCUUCAGCAAAUCAGGGUAAUAUCGUUCUUCUAUCUGACAUACGUGAUGACAUAUUAAAUCAAAAGACAAUAUAUUUAUGUAUUCCAGUUAUUGUUGCCAUUCUUUACUCUGUACAAAUAUUUUAUGUGCGUGUGAGUGCGUGUGUGUGUGUGUGUGUCUGUUAUGAUAAAUGUCAAUCAAUAUAGUGCAAUGCUCUUUACAGGAACUGAAAAAGGCCAACAGACUUAUAUCACAUCGAUACACAAAUUAUCACUUUGUCAAAACAAAAAACAAAAUUGAUCCAGUCGUGAAAGAAUCCGAUUCUGAUUUCUGGGAUUUGUCACAUGGUGCUUGUUACUUUUUAUUGCAUCAGAAAUAACCCGAGUGCCGAGGGUAACAUUGAUUAUGUGAUCAGACCUGAACUGUCCCUGUUGGACCAAUGAGAAGAAGAUCAACUCUUUAUCUUUCUCUCAACAACAACAACAACAUCAACAACAACCGAUUGGUGAUUUCUGUGUUACUGAACUGUUGUAAACAUUGUUGUUUAGCAUUUUGUGUUUCCUUGUAAAAAGCCAAACUCCUUGAUUUGAUAUUACUGCCUGAAGCCGAAGAGAAAAUCAUCUUUUUAAUUAUUUUACAAAUGAAAAUAAAUUUAAAAAUGAUUUACAAAGCAGGAAAACUUGAAAGACUUUCCAAAAAAAACCCCUCAAAGCUGAUAUUUAUUCACCGUUUGUUAAAGAAAAAAAUUAAGAAUAACUGCAAUCAAUUAAAUUUGCUCACUGGCACCGUAUAAUAUAUAUUAGUGUAUGCAACUCAAGAUCUAUACAGAAGAGCGGGCCACUGAAAAAAAAAAAAAAGAAAGCUCCAGUCGGAAUUUUUUUUUUAUUUGUUAUUCUGGGAUUUAAGUCAUAAUUCUGAGAUUGAAGUCGGAAUUAUUAGAUUAGAGUUAGUAUUCUGAGAUAAAAGUGAGAAUUAUGAGAUUAAAGUCAUAAUUCUGAGAUUAAAGUCAGAAUUCUAAGAAAAAAAGGUCGGAUUUCUGAAAUUUGUCAGAACUCUUAGUUUAAAGUCAGAAUUCUGAGAUUAAAGUCAAAAGGUUAAAGUCAGAAUUAUGAGAAAUAAAUUAGAAUUGUGGGAUUAAAGUCAGAAUUUUGAGAAAAAAACCCCACAGAAUUCCGAGUUUAAAAGUCGGAAUUUUGAGAUUUAAAUCAAAGUUCUGAGACUGAAGUUGGGAUUAUUAGAAAAAAGUCAGAAUUCUGAGAUUAAAGUCGGAAUUUUGAGAUUUAAGUCGGAAUUUUUAGAUUAAAGUUGGAAUUCUGAGAAUGAAUUGGAUUUCUGAGAUUGAUUCAUUAAUUAUGACUUUUCUCCUCAGAAAAGUUAUUUUUAAAAAAUUAUAUCGUCUUUUUUUCUUUUUUUUCAGUGGCCCUAAUCUUCCUCCGUAGAGCCAUGUCAGGUGCACAAGCAUGCAUAUUUAUGUAUUAGAAAACUAACUAGCUUAAGUCCGGUGAACAUUUUGGUGCAUUUAGUAACCAACAUAACGGAUGCCUUUCUCAGAAGGUGGAGGAGACCAAAAUCAGAGCUUAAAAGGGUGGAAACUUUGACCUUUCCUGCCUUGUUUAUGUGACGAAGAAAUAAUCAAAAUUACAAAUGAAUAAAAAUGAGCUUGUAGCAGCUGUAACAGAUCAGUUCAUUUUUGAAGUAAAAACACAGACUUCAUGAGAAAAGUUUGAUGAGCUUACUUGAAAAUCACAGAUCUGUGAGAGAAAUGAAAACAAACAUCAUCCUCAUACAUUUGGUCAAACAAAAACAGUCGUGACCUCUCUCUCUCUCUCUUGAUGGCAGUGAUAUCAGAACUGAGAGUCUGGUUUUCAGCCUCUUAUCGGGCCGUUCAAAUGUUUCCUGUCUUGUUUGAAUCCAUGAAAGUUUCCCCGUUGCUUGUCAGAGCGCCUCAUCCUCCGAGGCCGCGUGCUUUCUACCCUCUGCAUUGUUCCCCGUGUCUGAGCGACACGUCGUCAGAAAUGUACUCUGUGAUAAAAUAUACAGUGAGAACACUGAAUGCUGAUUCCCUGCAUAACACUGAGAGAAACAAGUGAUCUUUGCACAUUCGCAAAUGACUCGGCGUCGUUAAAAGUUAACUCACCGUCCUCUCAGUUGAAUGAUUUCAUUCUUGCUGCUAAUGAAUGAGCACAAAAAGACUCAAGGUUUUGGUUUAGCAUAUCCACAACACAAAUACAGUAUGAUUACACCACAACCCUUGUUUUUAUUCGUCGAAAGACCAACAGUGUUACUCACCUUCCACUUGGUUUUUAUAUUAACCAGGAAAAAAAAACAAUACUUUGAAUAUGAUGCCUGCUCAAACCAGGUGCCUUAAUUAAUGAUACGAGAACACAAAUCUGCACCUUCUGUCAGUCUGGAGGGGGUUUCCCGACAGAAACGAGGGGCUGGGUUUCCCAAAAAAAACCUGCACCUCAAGUACAAAUCAAAUGAAAACCUUAUUUUCCCCAAACCAAGACUUUUUGUAAACUAGUCAGCCUUUAUAGCAGAGACGAGCUGUCUAAUUGUAAUAUGCAUAGUGAAGAGCUCCCCAUCAAUGAAGAAGAGCAUCAAUUGUGAACUGCAGUAAAUCAAUGUUUUGGGAAACCCGGUUCUAUAUUUUUAGCUCUUUCUCUGCCCACUAUGCCACGUUCUUGUGUUUUCUGUAUUGGCUGCUAUUGCUGCUAUCACCGCUGGUGUGUCCGUGAAGAGAAGAGCAAACUUCCACUGUGUCUGAGGCAGAGGGAGACUUGGGGCCUGCUUUUUACCUUGAAAAUUAAGAUGCAUCCUUCUUCUUCUUCUUCUUCUUCUUCUUCUACUUCUUUGGUUUCAACAUGGAGCCUCUUGAGACUUUUUAGAGAAAGAUUAAAAAAAAAUCACAAAAACAAACAAAAAAACAUAUUAUCCAUUUCUUAACUUUGCUAUUAUGAAGUGCCAGACCCUCCUUGAAGUCAGUGUUGGCACUGAGUCGCAGGUUGCGAAUGAAGCGACAAACUGAGCGUGGAGGUAAACUGUGGUGCUAAUCUGUCUGUGGCUGGGUGCUAACAUGGCUUUGUUCACAAGCUGUAUUAGCCAUAUUAUUCCUUCUGUUGAUGACUCGGGUCAGUCUUGUGUUUUUUCUGACUUCUGCACUGCUGUAUGCUGACACGGCGAGGUAUAACUCUGCUGCUUUGCUAAUGAAUGUAGACUAGUCUUCCUCUGCAGGAUCAUUCAGACAGGUGGGAGUGUCUGGUGGAGAUUUCCUCGUUCUGUUUCGUUCUUUUUGUUGGACACACACAGAGGACGCCUCUUGUUGUCUGAACCCAGAAAGUUCAUGAAUGUUGUAUCUUUUUAAGGCCGCUGUCCAGCUUGUAUGUUAAAACUUUAUUUUAAGUAUUAUGGUUUGAUAUUUAUGCUUUGACUCUGUCAAAUGUUGCUUGUUUGGAAUUCUUAUAAAUUACAUAUAUAUAUAUAUAAUUUUCUCCUGAUCCCACUUACGAUAGCAUUUAUUUUAUAUUUGUGUUUUGUCCUACAAAUUAAAGUGUCAAGAGGUAAUUUGUUAAAACUAGACUCUGUAGUUUUUCCUCUGGUGCAGGUUUCACCAGGAGUCCGAGAGUUUACACGAGACUCCGACACGAAUCAAAGUCAAAAUGAAACAAGAUUCUCACGACACGAUUCCCUCGAAUUCACACGGAUUACAACGAUUUGACCAACAAUAGAGAACAUAUCGGAUGCAUCACCAUCAUAGACUGUAUAUAGAAUGGACGCCGUCUGCCUCCUCCGUGAGAACAGCACCCUCUGGUGACGGGCUGCAGUAUAGGUCAUAAAUCCCGCCUCCUCCAGUAAUCCCUAUGGAACUGUGGACAAACUUUAGAAAUUAAUCCCACAGAAUAUAAAUUUUUCUCCCCCCUGGUUGCGAUGUUGACAUGUAGUUACUGUCAGACUGGUUUGUGCUCAAGUCCUUUUUUCUGUGCAGCUCCGUUUUAACUAAAUUCAUCGAUAGAGUACGGGGUUAUAUUUGGUUUAGUGCAAAAACAAUGAAAACCCAUCCAAUAGUGACUUAAAAGAAGAUGAUUAUUCACUUAUUCACCGUCUCGUUUUCUUCCGCUUCAUCCGGGUCCGGGUCGCGGGGGCAGCAGCUUCAAAAGGGAAGCCCCUACAGCCCUCACCCCAGCCACUUCCACCAGCUCCUCCGGGGGGAUUCCCAGGCGCUCCCAGGCCAGGCGAGAGAUAUAAUCCCUCCACCUGGUCCUGGGUCGGUCACGAGGUCUCCUCCCGGUGGGACAUAUCUGGAACACCUCUAACGGGAGGCAUCCAGAACUAACCAGAUGCCCGAGCCACCUCAGCUGACUCCUCUUGACGUGGAGGAGCAGCAGUUUUACUCUGAGUGCCUACCGAGUGUCCGAGCUCCUUACCCUGUCUCUAAGGCUAAGCCUGACCACCCUGCGCAGGAAACCCAUUUCGGUCGCUUGUAUCCACGAUCUCGUUCUUUUGAAAGUUCAUGACCAUAGGUGAUGUUCGGCACGUAGAUCGACCGGUAAAUCGAGAGUCUCCGCCGCUUUGAUCCGCCUGUCCAUCUCCCACUCCAUCCUACCCUCACUUGUAAACAAGAUCCCGAGAUACUUUAACCUGUCCACUGGAGGCAGGACCUCCCCUCCGACCCGGAGAGGGCAAUGUACCUUUUUCUGACUAAGUCCAGGGCCUCGGACUUGGAGGCGCUGAUUAGCAUCCCAUUGUCGAAGCACCUGUUGCGAGCUGCGGCCGCAGGGUCACUUAUUUGCACUUCAUAUAAACAGUAACCUCAGCCUCGCUUAGAUUAGCACAAAAACUACAGACAGAGGGAAACAGCUCAGCUUCACUCAUCUAAAGCUCUUGUCAUGCGUGGACUACGAUCUUGAAAAGUGGGAAAUUUUGGAUCUGACUAAGGAUUUAGAAGUGUUGUGAUUGACCUAAAAUGUGUCCAUCUUAGAAACUUCUGAUAUAUUAUUAAAAUACUUCACAGGACGCAGUUAGUUAAAAAAAACAUGAAUUUAAAUGAGGUAAAGGGCGUUAACUUUGAGAUCUGCAGUUUCAUGGUGACUUUGAUCGAUCGUUGAUUCUCUGUAAAGCUCUUUAAAUGUUUUAUUUCAUUGGAGGUUUUCACGUGGUCAGAAGGACAGUUUGAUUUUCUUCAUUUCCCUCUGAUGCCGUGCUCACAGUCAGGAGGCUGAAACAUUUGCGGGGGUUUUCCUGUUGUAUGACAGGUUGUAAGUCUUGAUAUUCUGAUGUCUGUGUUGGUUCUCACUCAUCUAUCUCAUGGUAAUCCAAUCAGCUGGACUUGUUUGAGGUUGUUAAAGAGGCGAAACGUCUUCAAGAACCUCAAGCAGGUCCAGUUGCCCUUUCAACGAACAAUUGGAUAAGUAUUCUGACGAUUGUAAUUGUGUCACUGCUUCUUAUUGUGCGAGCCAACAGAUUUUUAAAAACUUGAAGGUCGUAGUAUUUCCAAAAUGCCCUUGCUUUUCAAUUCCUAGCUGACUUCAGAUGAGCUCAAAUCUCGCUCUGAGAGUCUAAAUUUACGAGGCCUACAACCUGAAAUACAGCAGAGUAACUUUGCAGAGAUGUUCAAGCAUCCCGCUCUGAAUAUGGUCGUGGAGAAGGAAAAUACUAGUGGGAAAGACAAACUCAUCUUGACACAGGUCUUGUUUUUGUUCCCCUGAGAGUCAGGCACUCUGUAGUUUUGGAGUUCAGGUUUGGAGCGUGAUGUUGGAAAAAAUGGAUCAGUUUUCUGUGAAAACUUCUCCACCGACUGCACUGGAGAUGCCCUUUCCUCCUCCUCCUUCCUCCCUUCUGGGUGCUGUGUUUUUGUUUUUCUUUUCCGAUCAGAAGGGCUUAGUUUGCAGUUGUCUCGUCAGGGAGCUCCUGAGAUUAGCCAGGGGUCACUUAAUAAAGGCUGGUGGGCAGAGACCCCUCACCCUCCCCUACAGUGAACGAUGAUGAGGAAGAAGAAGUUCAUUUCCUCUUUUGCAGACUGAUCUCAAUAAUAAUAAUAAUAAUACUAAAGAAAAAGACAACAGCUCAGCCUACAUAAUAAAAACAACCCCCCUCCCUUUUCAUAUCGACACACUCAUAAUCCAACACCGCGAUGAUUGACCUCCCUCCAGACUUGCCAAAAUGCAUGGAGCGAGAGAAGUUUAACAAAAAGAGAAAAAACUGAAUCCUAAAGCAUCGUUUCUGUUUCUUUUUGUUUUUUAACCUUGAUAAUAAUAAUGAUAACAAUAAAGGAUGAUCUUUAUUUUUUUUUUUUACUCUUUAAGGAAAUCCAUACAAGUCCAAACAUGUGUGAGGUAUCUGCCAUCCUGAGCUUCACAGCUAAACAUGUCAUUGUUCGGAUGCUUCUGGCCUUGUAUGGUUACUUAUUUGAUUAGAUCAACAGCAUGGGAUCUCUCUGUAGUUAGUCCUGUGUGUGGUCCACUCCCCAGUCUCAGUAGGAAGGCUGUUCUCCAUUGCUAAGCGCUCUACAAUAGAUCUCUUGGUGAUUCUGAUUUCAUAAAGAAGCAAAACCUGCGUAAAGUAUCCUGCUGAAACUAACUUGAUCCUCUCUUUAGCAAUGACGUCUAUAUUUGUAGUUCACAUAUAUGCCUGUUCAAAUACAAUAUCUUGACAGUUGUUAUAUUUAUGUUGUGUAAUAAAUGUCGUGCUGGGUUUUUGCUUUUGGUUCAAUUCACUUUUCUUUGUAUUUUUAUUUUCUUCGAAGGCACAGUGGGUGGCUUUAUGCACAAGCAAGGAAAUCUUUAAGAGUUUUUCUUUUUCUUUUUUUUUCUCGGUUUGUACUGUAAGGACUCAUUCUGUUUCAGAGCUUCUGACAGUUUCUGUCUCUGGCUGCUCGACAUCCUGCGGACACCUGCCCUGAAUCUCUGUUGUGUUUUCGUGCCUCUUUCUCUCUCUCAAUUUUUUUUUUCUUUCUUUUUUUUUAUUUUUUAAAAUCAUUCUUUUCUCUGUCGUAUCAGCCGGGAGUUGGUACCACAGCUCUGCUUGUAACCACAGUAGUCUGAUUAUGUUUAUUGAUUUUAAUAUGAAACAAUAAAACCAUUAGCACCCCAACACGA
Molecule: messenger RNA, 40745 nt
Organism: Xyrichtys novacula (pearly razorfish)
Lineage: Eukaryota; Metazoa; Chordata; Actinopteri; Labriformes; Labridae
Source: the annotation of a GenBank genome assembly